Dromaius novaehollandiae (emu) is the source of this 1212-nucleotide messenger RNA. It is a transcript of the gene CSKMT, whose product is annotated as citrate synthase lysine methyltransferase. Lineage: Eukaryota; Metazoa; Chordata; Aves; Casuariiformes; Dromaiidae. The transcript has 3 exons. Bases 1 to 1038 code for a protein of 345 amino acids. The record is from RefSeq and is a predicted model, not a curated record.
AUGGCGCCCCGCGCGCGCACACGUGCGCACAAAGAACCACUUCCGGCCGGGUCAACACACCCUCCACUUCCGGGCGGCAACAGCAGCACCACCCCCCGCCUCGUGGCGCACGCGGCCUUUCGAAUUCCAGCCUGGAGCUGCCAUUGGCUGCCGCGCGCGCGCAGCUGCCCCGGAUUGGCCGCCCCUCGGCGAAUCGCCACGCGCCUGCCGCCUCUCCCUAUAAAAGUCGCCGCGCGGCCAUCGCGCCGCCAUCGCGGGCUGGAGGAGCCGCCCGAGGACGCCGCUGCUGCCCAUAAAUGCGCUGCGCCCCGGCCCGGUGCCCCGGAUCCUGUCGCGGGGGAGAGGGCAAUGAUUCCCCGGGGCGGGGCAGCCCGGCGGCUCUGCUCCGCGGCAGGUGACCUGCUGGGGGCCAUGGAGCAGCCCAGCGCCUGGGACCGUUUCUACGCCUGCCGGGAGCGCGCCGGAGCCACCGGCCACUUCGAAUGGUUCUUCGGGUACGAGGUGGUGGCAGGGCUGCUGCUGCCCCUGCUGCAGGGCCCCAGGGCCGCCCGGGUGCUGGACGUGGGCUGUGGAACCUCGGCGCUGGGCCUGGGGCUCUACCAGGACUGCCCGCACCCCGUGCAUGUGUGCUGCCUGGACGCGGCACCCACGGCCCUGGCGGCCCUGCAGCGCCUGCUCCGUGCGGCACCCCUACCCCGGCACCCCGGGUCCCGCAUCCACCUGUGCCUGGGAGAUGCCACUGACCUGGCUGGGGGGGGCUUUGCCCCGGCCUCGCUCCGCCUGGUCCUGGACAAGGGCACCUGCGACGCGCUGCUGCGGUGCCCGGCCGGGCCCAGCCGCGCGGGGCAGCUGGUGGCUGAGUGCCUCUGGGCCCUGCAGCCCAGCGGGCAGCUCCUGCAGUUCUCAGAUGAGGACCCGGAUGCCAGGGUGCCCUUCCUGGAGUGGGCGGGGGCAGCUGGGGUGAGUGUGCGGGAACUGGGCAUCCCUGGGGGGAUCCCCUACUACAUCUACACAGUGGAGAAACCGGCCAGAGACUGAGUAGGGAAAAACGCAGUGCCCUGGGCUGCAGGGGAGCAGCUGGCAGUGCUGCGAGAUGCUCCAGUGUCACUCGUGGGGACAAGGACACACUCCAGGGACAGCUGCUGCUGGGGGGGUGGGGACGGGUCCCCAAGCAGCUGCAGGUCAGUAAAUAAAGCUGCUGAGCACCCCCCA